GAAAUGGAGACAGAUAGAGGAACGGUUGGAAUAUGCGCUUUAAUGACAUGCGGGCAAACGGAAAGAGAAUCUCUUGAAUUCUGGGAGAAGAACUCGAAUCAUCUGCAGUUGGGAGAAACAAGCUGCCACACGGGUGGAGAAAGACCCAACGAAGAUCCAUCUCGCGAAAUUUGUUGUUCAAGAGCGAAUAGCUACGGGGGUGAGAAACGUGAUCGUACACUGAACAUGCAAGAUUUUGAACUAUUAACGUGCAAUUCAUGGAAAGCGUAUCGAAAAGUGGGUCUUAAUAAGUCCCCAGACCAGUCUCUUCUUGGUGCUCCUGGACGGACACCUACUGCCGAUUUUGAACUAGACGAUCAGCAACGCACAUGUUUGCGAUUUUUGAAUUUCAAAUAGAAGUUUUUUGCUUUU
Messenger RNA from Guillardia theta CCMP2712, 411 nucleotides. RefSeq lists its product as hypothetical. The transcript has 3 exons. The record is from RefSeq and is a predicted model, not a curated record. The coding region runs from base 4 to 396 and encodes 130 amino acids. Lineage: Eukaryota; Cryptophyceae; Pyrenomonadales; Geminigeraceae.